GCCACGUCGGAGAAGUCUGAGUUGGAUUCCCCGCGCGGAGCAGGCUGGAGACAGUUCUGAAAGACAUGGACUUGGACGCAAUUACAAAAUAUUCCACAUUACACGCCAAGCCCAAUGGACUCCUUCUUCAAUAUGGAACGGCUGGGUUUCGCACGAAGGCGGAGCAUCUUGAUCACGUCAUGUUUCGCAUGGGCCUAUUGGCAGCGCUGAGGUCAAGACAGACGAAAUCGACGAUAGGAAUCAUGGUCACCGCCUCACACAAUCCGGAGGAAGAUAAUGGUGUGAAAUUGGUUGAUCCUUUGGGUGAAAUGUUGGCACCAACGUGGGAAGAACACGCUACCUGUUUGGCAAACGUCGAGGAGCAGGAUAUGCAGAGAGCGCUGACUGACAUCAGUGAGAAAGAAGCAGUGGAUUUGCUGCAAGAUGCUUUCGUAGUCAUUGGGAGAGAUACCAGGCCCAGCAGUGAGAAACUUUCACAGUCUGUAAUACAUGGUGUGACUGUGUUGGGAGGUCAAUUCCAUGAUUAUGGCUUGUUAACAACACCGCAGCUGCACUACAUGGUGUACUGUCGAAAUACCAACGGCCAGUAUGGGCAGGCAACUGUGGAAGGUUACUAUCAGAAACACGCCAAGGCUUUUGUGGGACUUACCAAACAGGCUUCCUACACUGGAGAUGGAUGUAGAACACUGAAGGUUGACUGUGCUAAUGGUGUCGGGGCCCUGAAGCUGAGAGAAAUGGAACACUACUUCUCCCCGGAGCUGUCAGUUCUCCUGUGCAAUGAUGGGACCAAAGGGAAACUCAAUCACUUGUGUGGGGCUGACUUUGUGAAAAGUCAUCAACAACCUCCUGAGGGAAUGGAAAUGAAGCCCAAUGAAAGAUGCUGUUCCUUUGAUGGCGAUGCAGACAGAAUUGUUUAUUACUACCGAGAUGCUGAUGGCCACUUUCAUCUCAUAGAUGGAGACAAAAUAGCAACGCUCAUUAGCAGUUUCCUCAAAGAGCUUCUAUUGGAGAUUGGAGAAGAUUUGAAGGUUGGUGUUAUACAAACUGCGUAUGCAAAUGGAAGCUCAACAAGAUAUCUUGAAGAAGUGAUGAAGGUACCUGUCUAUUGUACUAAAACUGGUGUGAAACACUUGCACCACAAGGCUCAAGAGUUUGACAUUGGAAUUUAUUUUGAAGCAAAUGGCCAUGGCACAGUAUUAUUUAGUAAAGUUGCUGAAAUGAAGAUAAGACAACUAGCACAGGAACUAGAAGGUAAUAAAAGGAAAGCUGCUCAGAUUCUUGAAAACAUUAUUGACCUAUUUAACCAGGCAAUUGGUGAUGCUAUUUCUGACAUGCUGGUGAUUGAAGCAAUUUUAGCUUUAAAGGGCAUGACUGUACAACAGUGGGAUGCUCUCUAUACGGAUAUUCCAAACAGACAACUCAAAGUUAAGGUUGCAGACAGGCAAGUUAUUAGUACCACCGAUGCUGAAAGACAGGCACUUACACCCCCAGGACUGCAGGAUGCAAUCGAUGGUCUGGUGAAGAAGUACAGACUUUCCCGGGCUUUUGUCCGGCCCUCUGGAACAGAAGAUGUAGUUCGAGUGUAUGCAGAAGCAGAUUCUCAAGAAAGUGCAGACAGCCUUGCACAUGAAGUAAGCUUGGCUGUCUUUCAGCUGGCUGGAGGAGUUGAAGAAAGACCCCAACCAAGUUUCUGAAGACAAUUUAUCCUGAGAUGCUGGAUAUUUUUAAUGUUUUUUUACUAAAACACUACUAGAAUAAUUCGUUAGACAUAGGUAAGCCUUAUACUUCAGUUUUUAAAAGAAAAAAACUUACCUCAAAUUUGAGGUAAGUAUUGGAUCCAGUCAUUGACAGUUGCUAGAAAAUAAAAGCUUAUUUAUUAA
Messenger RNA from Echinops telfairi (small Madagascar hedgehog), 1880 nucleotides. It is a transcript of the gene PGM3, whose product is annotated as phosphoglucomutase 3. The record is from RefSeq and is a predicted model, not a curated record. Gene Ontology annotation, biological process: hemopoiesis; UDP-N-acetylglucosamine biosynthetic process; carbohydrate metabolic process. The coding region runs from base 66 to 1694 and encodes 542 amino acids. Gene Ontology annotation, molecular function: magnesium ion binding; phosphoacetylglucosamine mutase activity. NCBI's taxonomy places the organism in Eukaryota, Metazoa, Chordata, Mammalia, Afrosoricida, Tenrecidae. The transcript is spliced from 13 exons.